Labrus mixtus (cuckoo wrasse) is the source of this 2949-nucleotide messenger RNA. It is a transcript of the gene cdca7a, whose product is annotated as cell division cycle associated 7a. The record is from RefSeq and is a predicted model, not a curated record. Lineage: Eukaryota; Metazoa; Chordata; Actinopteri; Labriformes; Labridae. The transcript has 10 exons. Bases 45 to 1334 code for a protein of 429 amino acids. Gene Ontology annotation, cellular component: nucleus. Gene Ontology annotation, biological process: regulation of DNA-templated transcription.
CAGGACCUUCGGGUGGCGCGGGAAAUGAACAGAGUGAGGACUACAUGCAGCUGCAGGUCCUGCAUUGUUCAGUGCAGAGCAGUAGCAACGUUUGUCUGUGUGUCUCUGUUUUCUGGGACGAUUUGAAAAGAAAAAUGCCCUCCACACGCUCCAAGACUCUGGCAUCCCAGCCUCUGUCGAAAAGGAUGAGUUUGAGGAGUUUCCGCAGCAACCCCCUGGUUCCCAUGGAGACGUCCUCGUCCUCUGAUGACAGCUGUGAUAGCUUUGGCUCUGAUGGAGGCUUCGCAAAUACGAGGAGAUGCUUGAGGCCAGCAAGGCGGAUGUCGGAGAAGCCAAAGGUGUUUGAGGCAUCUUCAGAGGAGGACACAUGCAGCGGGUUUGAGAACGUUAUCAACACUCAGAUGAAAGCCAUGAAAGUGGACACUGAAACUCCAAAACGUGGCCGCAGGUCUAAUAUCCUUAAAGUGGCCAUGACGUUUCCAUCCAAAAAGAUCGGCAAGAAGAGACCUGCAUCUGAACCGCUCCCUCAGGUUAAAGCAAAGGACAUGGACUCUGAGGAGGAAGAAAACUUCAUGCACAAGAGAGCCCUGAAUAUUAAGGAGAACAAAGAAAUGCUGGCAAAGCUCAUGGCUGAGCUGAACAAAGUACCCGGUCUGCUUCCAAGACGAAUGGCUUUGUCUGCUUCCACUACGCCCCGCCAGGCACCUCGGCGCUCCAUGGGAACUCCAGGAGUGCGAAGGAGGAACCCUGAGCGCUCGUCUCGUCCCCACACCAGGUCUCGCACACUGGUGGAUGGACCCCCGAGCCCGGCUCCAGAGGAGGAGCCUGAAGACAAGUUCAGCCUGGUUCGCAAGGGCCGCUACUAUGAAGAGGACGACGAGCCUCCCCGUCGCCGUUCCUUUAAUGGCACCAAGGCCAUCCCACAUGUCGUGCGACCUGUUGAAGAUAUCACUGAGACAGAGCUGCAGAGGAUUUGUGACAACGUGCGGGAGAAAGUCUACAACAGCUCCACCGGAUCCACUUGCCAUCAGUGCCGCCAGAAAACAACCGACACCAAAACCAACUGCCGUAACCCUGAGUGUGUUGGAGUGAGGGGUCAGUUCUGCGGCCCCUGUCUCCGUAACCGAUACGGAGAGGAGGUCCGAGACGCUCUGCUGGAUGCUGAGUGGCAGUGCCCGCCAUGCAGAGGGAUCUGUAACUGCAGCUUCUGUAGGGCCAGAGACGGUCGCUGUGCCACCGGAGUGUUGGUUUACCUGGCUAAAUAUCAUGGCUUUGAUAAUGUGCACGCCUACCUGAAGAGCUUGAAAAAGGAGCUGGAAGAGAGCAGCGAAUAAAAGAGGAAGGACAGGGCACAUCCUGGACCUUACCAACCAUCACGUUACACAAACUGUUCAUUGUGUUUGAGGCGUUGUGAAGCAGUGCUUAGAGUUCCUGUUUGGGGAAUUUUAAAUACUUUUUGUAAGUAUUGAUUUACAUCUGGAGGAAUCUCCAAAAGCCAGUUCUCUCUGGCCAUGAGCUUGAAUCAUUUUUAUUCCUCCACAUAUCCCUCUGCCUUCUCAACCUUUUAAAGGCUUUAUGUGUUUUUUUGAUCCAGCAGAUGUUGCCCUUGAGCACCAGCAUGAAACCAAAACAACUUGCGCUGCAUUGUUGUGUUAGCAUGCUAAUGCUAGCGAUCUUUAUCAUGCUCGUAUCUUUCACGGCAUGUAAAUUUACCUGAAAUGAGCGUGAUCUAGAAACACAGUUAAGCAGUGAGUACAGUAUGUUAUUCUUCUUUUCUCUAGUCCCUCAAUUAAACAACUUUUAUACACGAGGGGAGGAGUCAGCCGGCCGUCCGGACGAUGUAAACAAACUGAAGAUAGGACUCUGAAAACUCUGAAAACAUCACAGACAGUGGGACUCGGGUGUUACACCCAUUGUAGACAGUCAUGACUCACAGAGUUAUUUUCAGAGGAUAUACUUGAUUUAUAUUACAUUUAAGUGUGAAAAAUCAUAAAGCCUUUAAAGACUGAAAGCAAAAUGUAUUUCAGGGCCAUUUUUUAAACAUUCCAUAUGUUCACUUGUUAAACGUCUCUUUGAUCUUUAAUAUGAAGAUUGAGCAAAAUCUUCCUACCUUUAAAAAAAAUCUGAUCUGUAUUUUACAUUGUUUUAAAUGUAUAGAUUUUAUACAGGCCUGCUUAUUUCCUGUAAUUCAUUACAGGAAAUGAAUUACUCCACCAAGUGAUACAUUUUUGUGCCUUUUUCUGAAAAAGUAUGCUCUGCUGCAAAUUGAUGCUUCAGCUGUAAAUUUAUGCUUGUGUUUUUACAAGAUGUCCAAUGUAAAUAUUAAACAACAACAAAAUGAUGAGUGUUAGUUGGCAUGUCCCGUAGAAGCAGCCCGGUGCUCUUCAUGCCGCUGAGGUGAUGGAGGUGGAAAGGGCACAGACCGGGGUCCACUGCCUCUCUCUUUAAAGCCGUGUAGAACUGUGUGAUAUACUACAGGCUCUGGUUAAAUAUCCUUCAUUAGAUAACUGUCACUAAUGGUGUGGAAACAAUUAGCACACUCUAAUGGGAAUCUCAUACCUGUAAAUCAUUUGAUCCUGUUAAGGCACAUUCUCGCUCUGCUGCAGUCUCUUUGGCUCAUUUUCUGCUGUACUCAGUUUUAAGUAGGAAUGGUUGAAGGUGCCGCUGAAUUGGCUAGAGUUAUGGCCUGCAUUUUUUUUCUUCAAGUGUAAUACUCUACGCGAUUGACAUGGAAUUAACCUUUGUGUCGCGUCUCUGAAAUGUUCUUCACUGGACCCGCAUGAUACAUGUUGAAAGUAAUCAACAGUUGAGGUUUUUCUCCACCAUGAUGGCAGGUUGAGGUUAUGUAACCAUCAGAUACUGCAGUCUGACCUCUUGAUGGAUUCAUUUGGUGUGUUAAAGCUUGCUUUGUGUUUACAGUACAUUUUCAUUAAAGCGUUAAUCACUACA